UUUUUUGUAAAUAGUAACGAGGAUGUUUACCUUUACGACGACUACCUGCUGCGCGUGUGCCUGCAGCACCCAUUGAUUUUGUAGCGAUGCUACGAGAACUACAUUAACAAACCUAAACCAUGAGAAUCCACAUAAGUGUACCUGCAAUUGCAAUAGGCGUUUUUUCUGUGUAGUAAGUGUAACCAAACUUCUAGACGAGUGUUAGCUGAAGAGCUAGACUCGUACACGAGAGUCGCAUAACAAGCAAGAACCCAGUAUUUGCAAUAGAAAGAAGUCCUACCACCUUUAGUUCUACUCCUACAUAGAUAUUCUAGAUUACACUUUUUGCUGCAACGACGUUCGCCAUUCAUCAAAUAUUUUCGAUCGUGAACUAAUACUCCUCCUCCUAUUUUCGAUCGUGAACUAAUACUAAUUUAUCAUUUCAUGUUUCGCAGUCGCAGCUGGGCGGAUGCGGAGGUCCCGCUGCUUACGCCCGCUGCAGACCGAGGACAGAACGCAGCUAACUCUAACUUUUCAUCACGCACAAACUCGCCCGUGAAAGAAGAUAGCGCUAGUGAUACUUCUAUUCCACCGACGAGGAAAAUAUCAAAAUCUUUCAGUAUGAAUCCAAUCACCUUCACCAUGCUGAACAAAACGUCGUCGCUGCAAGGGCAAGAGUCAUCUUCUCGUAUUAUUGGCGGAGGAAACGCAUUGAUUAUCACGUCCGCUUCAUCAAAGACAAAGAACCACAACCAGCAAGCUCCAUCCCCGAUGCAUCUUCUGAGGCCAGUCCGUAGGUCGGAUGGGUCCUUUUCGCUUUACGACCAGCGGCAUGUGGACGCGACGCAGACCUUUGCCGGGAAAGAGAUGGACGCGAAGAAGUUGUUGUUUUUGCGCGGAAAGAAACUGAUCAUUCUGGAUCUGCUCAUCAUCGGAUUGCUGGCGUCUUUGAUCUAUCAACUGUAAAAAUGUCUGGGUCUGGAAGAAUUCAUGUUUGUCAUGCUUGCCUGGCAUGACUCCUAAAUCUGUCAUGCACGGUAGACAAGAGCUCCGUUUUUCUCUUUCUGUGCUGCAGAGCCGCAGUUUGUCAUGCAGAAUAGGCAACACCUAGGAGCUCAGAAACUUGUCAUGCUGAGCCAGCAUUUGUAGCCUCGUCAUGACACGCCACCCAGCAUCACAAGUUUCCAGACCCAGACAUUUUUACUUUUGAUAUGAUCGUCUUCCCUAAAACAGUAGGUGUGCAGUUUUACCAGGUGUACUGUGGGUUGCCGAUUUUGGGUUUGCCACUGUCUAUUGCGGUGUGGAACAACGCAGAUCUGCAGGAAGAACUGGCGAAGGAAAAGGGAAAUUUGCUGGACGAGAAAAAACAACGUGAAUUAGUAGAGUCAUACUCUGCACAACCAGGAGGCUCUUCCGCCAUUGGACCUCCUACUGCAAGUCCUGCACCUGGAGGUGCCAGUUCUGCGUCUCGCAGGAUUUUGCUUGAGCAGUCUACUCGCAGCGCCGCCCCUGAUGCAGCAAAAGAAAUAGAAUAUCUUUUUGGAAUCCGAUCCACAAGUACAAAAUCUUCAGUGAAAUGGAGCUCGCGGCAGCCGAUCCGCGCUGCAGCGUGGCGAGCCGUGGAGCUAUCUAGCUACUUGCCGAAGCAGCUACUAGGUGAGCCGGAGGAGGUUGCGAAACAAGCGACCAAGCCGAUGGGUGAAGGUGCAGAACUUGAUGUUCCAACGGCUGCAGAGCGGGCGGUGUCAGAUGAUGAUAAUAUAACAUUGGCCGCUGAAGAAACAGCGCCGGAACAUCAAAGACAGCUCGACGAAACAUCAACAAAAGACCAUCCACCGUCGAGCCAAGAAAUCCUAGUUCCGGAAUGCCUGAUCAGCGACAAUGACUACUGGUGGCCUCUUUUUCUUGCUUCCAUCAUCCUGUGGCGGUUUUUCGUGCGGCUGCGGGUUUCCUCGAAAUUGGAAAAGCUCCGGUCCUUCCGCACGGCCAGCAGCUUAUCAUUUAGUGGCGCCAGCGGUAGUGGUACCACGUCGGUCGCGAAGAGAUUGGAGAAGCAAUUUUCCGCUUCGGUGAUUGAGGAGAGGAGAAGCAAGACACAACAGUCGAAGUACAGUUUUAUCACGAGCUCGCCAUCGCUCUGCGACGUGGCGUGGUACUUGGUGUCUGGAUGCGGAAUGUUCGGCUGGAUAUGGCGGAGGGUGUUUGGCGGAAAUGGUGAUGAAAAUGCGACUACUAGUACAACAGCACCGUUACAAACAGGAGGACCACAACGAGGUAGUAAUACAGGAGGAGCUCCGGGGACGAGAGUUGAAGCCGCGAGCAACGUAUUGCUCCAACACUCUAGCAUGAGCGACGAGAAAAAAUUAAAGCCGCAACUCACGACACCGAUACAACAAUUAGAGAAGUCGCCGGACCACAAGCCGCCAAAUUGGCGCGAUGAGUCGCCGAGCCAGCUGGAAUCGGCCGCAACAAGGACGCUGCUGACAGACACAAACCUCGCUCUGGUGGAACAAGAACAGCAAAAUCGGCAAAAUGUUGCGACAAGAACUUCGAGCAAUUCGUUCGCUUGGCCCUACGGCGCUUCGGCCCCGAUGCGGGUCGCGGACGGCGAAGCGGACUUGGUGAUUUUCGGUAGCAACCACGGCCUAGCGGUGAGCGCCUUGGACGUGUUGGACGUCAUUGAGCAGCUACAACCGGACAUCAUAGCGGUCGAGUUAGACGUGAAGCGGUAUCUCGGGUUGUCAACCCAAGCGGACAUGCAGGAUGUGGUCGAGAAGAGAGAGCUGAAACUGAAUGCAAAUUCGACAACUUCUGCAGCGCUGCCAGCAGCUGCUGCUGCACCCAUGCAAACUUCCGUAGCAGCUGCACCGAAGGACUUCUACACCUCAUCAGCAGGAUCUACUGGUGCUGCUGCCUCUCAAGAACACGCGCAAAACCACCAGCUCCUGACCGAUAGAGUUCAGUUUGAGCAGUUGGAGGAUGGUUCCGGCACCGCGAGGCGAUUCGUCAUGAACCUCCCUGUUGCGGAGUGGAAUUUGCUCUUGCCAAAAGAGACUGCGUUUGACACGAAACCUGCGAAGCUGACGUUUUGGCCACCGGAAUUGGAGCAGGCCCUGCAGCAAUGGGGAGCGGAUGAGGGGCAGAGGAACAUGCCAUUCUAUCGGAGCAGUAUAGAAGAAUGAUGAUCUUUCCCCAGUUGAUGUAGUUGUAGUUAUGCUUCGAUGUAUUACAUCGGCUUGAUGAAGAGAUGCAUUUGUUUCCACCUACUGUGAUGUACAGUGACAAAAAAUUUGUUGUGCUCUUCAUGUAAAAUUUGAAUCCAAAACAGCCUACGCCUCCUCCGUCUCCUAUUUCGACCGCCCAGUCGAAAGAACCGCGCGCGUCUUGACCACCCUUGCCAACAGUUUUGUCGUCGCCUUCCCCGGUUCCAAGCUCCAUCCGAGACUUGUGGUACACUCUCUGGAGAGCGCCGGGGCGAAGGGCGUAUUGCUCUUACAGUGUGAAGAAGACACAGACUCCGGGUGUAACAGUUUGGAGCAGCAAAAGAGAAACAAGGUGCUAGACUUCUCACCCAUACCAAAAGCGAAAGUAGAUCAUGGGACUACACUAUCAACAGCAGAACCAGGACCACAGAGCCAAAAUCGACCUGCUCAGCCAAACCUCGACACAGACUUCGUCUUUGCGAGUUUUCCCAAGCCCUUACCGAGAAAGCGCAGCGACGUGGUCCACGACUUGCUUUUUUGCAAAUCCACCGCUUGGCGCACGGAGAAUCCCGAAAUCCCGUGCUUUUCGCUCCCGGACUCCCAACUUCUCCUCCAAAUCGCGAACAAUACUAAGUUUGACUUAUCCGCGGUGAAAAUGGUCAAUUUGAAACCAGAAACAACUACGUCCGGCACGCUACCCAAGACCUCCUGGGACGUCGUCAAUAUCAAGCAGUACCAGAAGGAGAAGCAAAAACGCCAGCAGCGCGCGAAGGAGAACCGUAAGCGGCAGCUCGCCUUCGCUAUCGCGCUGUGGCCCGCGUCGGUGCUGUACUUCGUCGCGGACUUGUUCGGGAUCCGGGCCGGCCAGGAAUUCCUCAACGCGGGCCGGGUGGCGGAACUGCUGAAACGACCGCUGCUCCUCGUCGACAGUUCCGACGAGGUGCUGGGGACGAAUUUUAUCACGAGGUUCCUAAAAGCCCCCCUCCAGAACGUGUUUUACGCGCUGCUCUUCUGGCUCGCGGUGCCGCGGUGGCUGUUCCAGUACUGCCUGUACCCCACGUAUUCCGUUGACAUGUAUGGUCUGCUGUUGACGACGUUGGGCCGCGCACCCUUGCUCGCGUGUCUCGCGCUGGUGGUCGCCUGCCAGUUUGUGUCCUGGGUGAUUUCAAUCUUGGCCUUCGCGAUUUACAACUACGUCUUGCUGUCGCUAAUGAGCGACAGUGGUUCAUCAUCUGCGAAGACAAGAAAAGCUGCGAUGUCAACGGGUUCUCCCAAUGGAGAACUACCAGACCAGACAACGUCGGCGCCGUCACUGAGCGAUUCCGCCGAGGAGGGACCGCUCCAGAAUUUUUUCAACACGCUGCUGUCCGCGGACGUGAUGGUGACGCUGUUUCUCUUUCUCGUGAUCCCGUCGUACGUGCACAUUAUGCUGACGCAGCGCAACCAGUUCAUGUGCUACAACGUGCUGCGCUACUUGGAAGAAACAAGGUUCGCACCCACUACGAUUUCCGACGAGGAAUCCGCGUCCAGUACCACCGACGGGGCGCCGGAAGCGGUGACAGAUCUGGAGAUCGGGUUGAACGCCGCGCCGAAGCGCAGAUUGGUGUUGGUCUGUGUGGGCGCGGCACACGGCCCGGGUAUGAUCGACCUCUUCCAGAGCGAAAAGUCGUUCCGCAAAGCCGUGGCGAAGCAGGGGGGAGGAAGGGGAAUGGCGUCGAACAGGAGACCACAUGCGGUGACGUUGACUGGUUCUGGUGUAAUGAACGCAGCGGCGUCGGAAUCACAUUCACAGCAAGUUCUAGAGAGACCAUCCUUGGGACCGGUGUUUAGCGCAACGAGCACGAGGAUCUUUGGAGGUGGUGGGCCUGAAGAUGUGACCACAAUCUCGACACGCUCCGGAACUGCAGGUGGAGGGGGCUCAUCGACCGCGGAUUACUAUCGGCUGGUAAACAGUCCGAGGGCAAGUUGA
This is a messenger RNA of Amoebophrya sp. A120, 5151 nucleotides long. The record is from the annotation of a GenBank genome assembly. NCBI's taxonomy places the organism in Eukaryota, Dinophyceae, Syndiniales, Amoebophryaceae.